Molecule: messenger RNA, 2080 nt
Organism: Hevea brasiliensis (rubber tree)
Lineage: Eukaryota; Viridiplantae; Streptophyta; Magnoliopsida; Malpighiales; Euphorbiaceae
Product: UTP--glucose-1-phosphate uridylyltransferase
Exons: 22
Coding region: 288-1697 (469 amino acids)
Biological process (GO): UDP-alpha-D-glucose metabolic process; glycogen metabolic process
Cellular component (GO): cytoplasm
Molecular function (GO): UTP:glucose-1-phosphate uridylyltransferase activity
Source: RefSeq, a predicted model, not a curated record
CCCCUCCCUCCUUUUCUUUUGCUUUCCAUGGGCCAAGCGUUUACCUUCAUGAUAGUUCUUCUUACAUAUUCUCUUCCCUCGCUCCCUCACUCACGCAUCCACAGUUCUUUAUAAAAUCCCAUGAUCCAAUCCAAUCCCUGACCACACCCUUUCCCUCUCGCAGCUCUUUAAUCCCAUUUCCCAUCUCCGUUUUUUCGUCUCUUUCUUCCAUCAUUUACAUCUUGUACUUCUAAACCAAGCAUUAUCUCUCUGCUUUUCCCGGAUCGGUGCUCUAGUCCAACUCAUCAAUGGCCGUUGCCACCGAUAAGCUCACUCCCCUCAAGUCUGCUGUUGCUGGACUCAAUCAAAUCAGUGACAGUGAGAAAAAUGGAUUUAUUAGCCUCGUUUCUCGAUAUCUCAGUGGGGAAGCGCAACAAGUGGAAUGGAGCAAGAUUCAAACACCUACUGAUGAAGUAGUGGUUCCUUAUGACAGCUUGGCGCCUAUUCCUGAUGAUCCCGCUGAAACAAAGAAACUUUUGGACAAACUCGUUGUUUUAAAGCUUAAUGGAGGAUUGGGGACAACAAUGGGCUGCACUGGACCUAAGUCUGUCAUUGAAGUUCGUAAUGGAUUGACUUUCCUUGACCUUAUUGUCAUCCAGAUUGAGAAUCUGAAUUCCAAAUAUGGGUGCAACGUUCCCUUGCUUCUAAUGAACUCCUUCAACACUCAUGAUGAUACACAGAAGAUUAUAGAGAAGUACUCAAAAUCAAACGUUGAGAUUCAUACUUUUAAUCAGAGCCAGUAUCCUCGUCUGGUUGUUGAGGAUUUUACUCCAUUGCCAAGCAAAGGGCAGACUGGCAAGGAUGGAUGGUAUCCUCCUGGACAUGGUGAUGUGUUCCCAUCCUUGAAGAACAGUGGCAAGCUUGAUUCUUUCUUAUUACAGGGCAAGGAGUAUGUAUUUGUUGCCAACUCAGAUAACCUUGGUGCUAUUGUUGAUUUGAAAAUCCUAAAUCAUCUGAUCAGAAACAAGAAUGAGUACUGCAUGGAGGUAACACCCAAAACCCUGGCUGAUGUAAAGGGUGGUACUCUCAUCUCUUAUGAAGGGAAGGUUCAGCUAUUAGAGAUUGCACAAGUCCCUGAUGAGCAUGUCAGUGAAUUCAAGUCAAUAGAGAAGUUCAAAAUUUUCAAUACAAACAAUUUGUGGGUGAGCUUGUCAGCAAUCAAAAGGCUUGUAGAAGCUGAUGCUCUAAAGAUGGAGAUAAUUCCUAACCCAAAGGAAGUAGAUGGAGUCAAAGUUCUUCAGCUGGAAACUGCGGCCGGUGCAGCUAUUAGGUUCUUUGACCGUGCAAUUGGUAUAAAUGUUCCUCGAUCUCGAUUCCUUCCAGUGAAGGCAACUUCAGAUUUGCUUCUUGUCCAGUCUGAUCUUUACACCUUGGACGAUGGCUAUGUUGUCCGAAAUAAAGCUAGACAAAAUCCUGCAAAUCCUGCUAUUGAACUGGGUCCAGAAUUUAAGAAGGUUGCCAACUUCUUGAGUCGAUUUAAGUCAAUCCCUAGUGUCAUUGAGCUUGACAGCCUUAAGGUGACUGGUGAUGUAUGGUUUGGUGCUGGUGUCAUUCUCAAGGGGAAAAUCAACAUUGCUGCGAAAGCUGGUGUGAAAUUGGAAAUACCUGAUGGAGCCAUAAUUGAGAACAAGGAUAUUAAUGGUCCUGAAGACCUCUAAGAAAGUCGCUUGGCUAAAAAUGUGCUGGAGACAUGGAGGCUCUUUAAGGAUUCCUUCUCCAUCUUAGAAUGCCCAUGUAUCUUGAUAGGAGAAUAAGAGAGAUGCAUUUGUUUGCUGUGUCUGAAUUCGGAAUGUCUAUAUACUGUGGACCUGUUUUUGUUCAUACAAACUACCUUGACAAGAGGGUGUAAAACUAGGUUGGAGUGCGAUUGUUUCUACAGACUAGUAUAAUUUGGAUAUUUGAACCCCAAUUUCUGGCGAGAUUGGCGAGAAUGGUGAUGAUAUUUGAAUUUCUGGCUAAAAUUCUUGAUGAAAAAUUACAACUGAAGUCUGUACUGUACUUUUGUCGAAGUCAAUUCCAGCUUAAGAAUUUCUUUGGUUAA